This is a messenger RNA of Ananas comosus (pineapple), 1222 nucleotides long. RefSeq names its product protein FLUORESCENT IN BLUE LIGHT, chloroplastic-like. NCBI's taxonomy places the organism in Eukaryota, Viridiplantae, Streptophyta, Magnoliopsida, Poales, Bromeliaceae. Gene Ontology annotation, molecular function: protein binding. The transcript has 4 exons. Bases 39 to 920 code for a protein of 293 amino acids. The record is from RefSeq and is a predicted model, not a curated record. Gene Ontology annotation, biological process: chlorophyll biosynthetic process.
UUAGCUGAUACUGAAUUUUAUUCGAAAUUUCAGAGGAGAUGGUGUUUCGUCCGUUGAUAAAGAGAAGGGUGGCGUUGUUCCCGAUGGAUGUUGGAGCACAACAUAGAAAAUGCCAGAGCCUACCGCGCCGUGAUUCCGUAGAAAUUGGGCCAGAUGCUUUCCAGGUAGUUAAGCCGGAAGACGCCGAUAGGAGAUUGCUGGGAUUGUUCUAUGUUGUCGUGGAAUGUCUAUCUAGUCAUCAGAAAGUGGUGUCAUUUGGCUUCUCCAGGGCUAUUGUUGUUGCAAGCGCGUUGAUGCUUGUUUCGCCUCUUGAAGCUUUAGCGGAACAAUGUCAGGGAGAGAGCUCAUUUACUAAAAUGCCACUUUUCUUUGCUGUUGCUAUGAUAGGGGCUACCGUCACAGGAUUGCUGGCACGGCAGAGAAGAGAAGAGCUGGAGCGCGUGAAUGACCAGCUACGCCAAAUCAACACCGCGCUAAGAAGACAAGCGAAGAUAGAGUCGUACGCUCCGAGUUUGACGUACGCACCGGUCGGUAGAAUCGCAGAGAGCGAAGUGAUCGUUGAUCCUAAUAAGCAGGAAUUGAUGAGAAUUUUGAAAACUGGAAAGAAAUUCCUGAGGAAUCAAGAACUCGACAAGGCCUUCGUGGAGUUCAAGGCCGCUUUCGAGCUCGCCCAGAGCUUGGGGGAACAUCUCGAGGAGAAGAAAGCUGCUCGUGGAUUAGGUGCAUCCCUACAGAGGCAGGGAAAGUACAGGGAGGCUAUAAAAUACCACUCAAGGGUUUUGGAGAUAUCGAAAAAAGUAGGGGAGGACUCCGGCAGUACAGAGGCAUAUGGCGCAAUAGCCGACUGCUACACUGAGCUUGGAGAUCUCGAGCGAGCAGCAAAGUUCUACGACAGAUACAUAUCUAGAUUGGAUAAAUGAAUGACUAGGUGCAAAAAAUGCCACUCUUCUUUUUUCUAUUUCUCAAUGCUUGAGAAAGAAAAUUGUGUGUCAUGUUUACUUCACACAUUUGAACCUUACAGCUUUUGACAUGUUUUCGGUAUCUGAUGUAGUUUUUUUCCCUUCAACUAACUCUAUGUUCUUGGAAAUGCUAUGUGUUUAUGGAUGGUGCAUCUUCUCAGAAAAUGUAUCGGAAAAUUCGUAUCAUACUCUGUAGAGAUAUCUAUGGUGCUCCAUAUUGUUGGAAUUAAUAAAAAGAGUAUGAAACUUAUUGGAUGAAUUAA